Molecule: messenger RNA, 3113 nt
Organism: Neolamprologus brichardi
Lineage: Eukaryota; Metazoa; Chordata; Actinopteri; Cichliformes; Cichlidae
Source: RefSeq, a predicted model, not a curated record
UUGCUGCUGGAUUUGGAGGAAUAUUAUUUUGAACAGCACACCGCGUACCAUGUGACAAGCACUUUAAAAAAGCAGAGAAAAAUCAGAGGUUCAUUCAAGAUUUGUUCCAAAUCGAUCAUAUUUGAUCCAGAGGAGCUUGCAGAACCAAUUAUAAAGAUUCCUCUGCGAGAUUGCAAGAAGAUUGAGUUUGUGGAGGAAGAGAAGAACUCUUUUAACAAACCCGGACCAUCAGUCAUAUCUAUUCUCUGCAAGCAGGUGAUAUACAUCAAAGAAAGCAACGUUAUUGCGCCUUACAGAAAUGAAAGGGUGGAAGAAAAGACGCUGACCUUUCAGUUAGAGUUCUGCAGUAAAACGGAGGAUGUUGUCCAGACGUUACUUCAGCUCCACAGGGCCUCCUGUCUGGAAAAACUUGGAGACCAGACUGCAAUGAUUGCUGCCAAUCUACAAUCCCGAAUGGCGAGGUCAUCGUUUGACAAAAACUGCUUUCAGAGUGUUGCUGAAAACCCUCACAUGGAGUGUGCAGUGGAGAUGGUCAUGCCUCUGGUGUGCAAUCCAGGCCAUGUCUGCGUAACAGAUAAAAACCUCUACUUCCAGCCUCUCAAUGGAUAUCCGGAAAAUGUGAUUCAGAUAAAACUGCACAACGUCAGGAGAAUCUACAAAAGACGGCUUGGUCUUAGACCCCUGGGUCUGGAGGUAUUCUGUUCUGAGAAUGACUUCUGUUCAGACAUAUACCUGAAGUUUUACAGCACGACCGACAGAGAUGAAGUCUACUACUACAUCGCAACUUUCCUGGAAAACCACACGAUAGAGCACACAGCAGAGAGUUACAUGUUGCAGUGGCAGCGUGGUCAUCUCAGCAACUACCAGUAUCUCCUCCACCUCAACAACCUGGCUGACCGCAGCUGCAACGACCUCUCGCAGUACCCCGUCUUCCCCUGGGUCAUCGCUGACUAUACCAGCCCGCGGUUAGGCUGUCCUCUAACUGCAGCUCCAGAGCACAUGCUGUGUCUCCAGAAUGGCCGCUAUGACCACGCUGACCGAAUGUUCAAUAGCAUAGGUGAGACGUGGAAAAACUGCUUGGAGGGAGCUACUGACUUCAAGGAGUUGAUCCCAGAGUUUUAUGGGACAGACCCCAGCUUCCUGGAAAACAGACUGAGUCUGGAUUUGGGGAGACGGCAGAAUGGAAGUUUAGUUGGUGAUGUCGCUCUUCCACCGUGGGCCACAGAUUCCAGUGAUUUUCUUCAAAAGCACAAAGCCGCCCUGGAGAGUCAGUUUGUGUCAGAACACCUUCAUGAGUGGAUUGACUUGGUGUUUGGCUUCAAGCAGAGGGGCAGUGAAGCUGUGGCGGCUCACAACGUGUUUCACCCACUGACGUAUGAGGGCGGGAUCGACUGUGACAGCAUUGAGGACACCGAUCAGAGAAUCGCCAUGCUGACACAGAUCCUGGAGUUUGGCCAGACGCCCAAACAGCUGUUCACCAGCCCUCACCCUCAGAGGAUCACCCCGAGGUUUCAGAACAUUACGCGAAGCUCGAGCAUCAACUCACCCGACGCUGAGCUAUCUCCAGCCUCUCAGGGCGAGGACUCGUCUUUCGAAGAUCUCACCGAGGAGAGCAGGAAGUUGGCCUGGGCAAACAUGGAAAGUCUGAAGCCCGUUUCCAGCCACAAGAUCCAUAAAGAAGCUGUGACAGGCAUUGCUGUGUCUCGAGGUGGAUCUGCUGUUUUCUCCACAUCUAAAGACUCGACACUUAAAAUGUUUUCCAAAGAGCUGAAAGAGUUCCAGAGAAGCAUGUCGUUCUCUAACAUGGCCUUGUCAUCGUGUUUGAUACUGGCGGACAGUAAAACGGUGGUGUGCUCUUCGUGGGACAACAAUGUGUAUUUCUACUCCGUCCCGUAUGGCAGGCGGCAGGAUACGCUGAUGGGUCACGAUGACGCUGUCAGUAAAAUGUGCUGGUUUGAGGACAAACUCUACACAGCAUCCUGGGAUUCCACUGUUAAGGUGUGGGAAUGCAACUCUGACAGCUUUUCCACUCACAAGAGAUCCCAGUUUAAUUUGCUGGGUGAGUUGGAACAUGAUGCUGGGGUGAACACGGUCAGUCUGAACCCAGCUGGGACUUUGCUGGUGUCUGGAUGUAAAGAUGGGACCGUCACCAUCUGGGACACCAGCAGCCAAAGGACUCUGCAGCAGAUCCACUGCCACAGUGGGACCAUCCACCACACGGCCUUCAGUCCUGAUAGCCGACACGUUCUCAGUGUUGGAGCAGACUCCUGCAUGAAGGUUAUCGACGUCCAGACGGGAAUGGUGAUCUCCUCUGUGAAAGCUGAAGAGGAGCAGAGGUGUUUCUGCUGGGAUGGAAACUGGGUGCUGUGUGGGGGCCAGUCUGGUGACCUCCUCCUGUGGGACCUUCUUACCAACACAGUUACCAAGAGGAUCCCUGCACACUCAGGUGCUGUCACAGCCAUGUGGAUGAGUGAGCUGUGCACCACAGUGAUCACAGGUGGAGAGGACCGACAGAUGAUCUUCUGGAAGCUCCAGAGUUAAAGUUCCACCUCUGUUGGGGAGAUAAAAACUCCCAGUGCAAUAUCCUGGACAACACAGGCCAAGUAUCCUGCUGACUGCCUUUGAAAGAGACUCACAAAGGACUUGAGACAUGCUGAAAACAUACUCUAAAUGUGCAGCAUCUCAGAGGAGUUGGCUCUGAACUGUUUUUAAUCCAAAACCAAGCAACAGGCCACACGCGGUCGUCUUAGUUUUCAUUGAUGUCUGCAUCUUGGGAGAAAAUGUCUACUUACAGUUUCAUGCAUGAGAGACGGAAGCAGAAGUGUACGUGUCUGAUUUUUCACUUCAGUUUUUAGCCUGUUAUACAUACAUGUGGACUUUGCCUAAAUUUAUUAACUGUUAAACAUCACGUAGCUAAUCUCUUCCUAACCUCCCUCCACUGCUCCGUAAAGGAUAAAGCAGGUGUAGUUGGUGGAUGGAUUGUACCUUGUUUUUAAAUAAGCAAUCAUGUUUCAGUAGCUUUAUGUGAAUUUUAAUUUUGCAGUGGAUUUACAGUGUCUGUCAGAGCUUUAUGGUGCUCAGGUUUUAUUAAUAAAUCAUGGUUGCCUCUAAAA